GGCCGAGCUUCAGCGAAAGAACUUGGAGCAUCUCAUGGGGGCUGAGGCGAUGGGAAUUAUCCAAGUCGAUUUGAAAUUCACCGAUCUCAAAGUCUGUCGUAGUUACUUAUGUGGUGCAUGUCCACACGAUCUCUUCACCAACACCAAAAUGGAUCUGGGAGCAUGUGCCAAAACUCAUUCACAAAAGUUAAAGGGCGAAUACGAAGCUGCAUUAGCUCGAAGUCAAAGUGAUGAUCCAGAAGAAUCGGCUGACACAGUAUCACCUUCAGAGCUACACGCAAUGCGAAGAGAGUACGAAAAUAAUAUUCUUGGAUUCGUUGAGGAAUGUGAUCGACGAAUUCGUGCUGCACAGAAACGAUUGGAGAAGACUCCAGAAGAAAACAACCGAACUACAGCUUUGAUGAGAGAAAUCGGUGAAAUCCAAACUGCCUAUGAGGGAGCAAUGGCGGAAGUGGAGACAUUGGGUGAAUCCGGCCAAGUCGAUCAAUCAAUGGCGGAAUUGGCAAAAGCUGAGGCCUUGAAAGCUGAAAAACUUGAAAAAGAGCGAGAACUUCAACAAUUGACAGAAACGUCUGGAGCUUCUGGGCACCAAAAACUUCGUGUGUGUGAUAUCUGUGGUGCGUAUCUAUCUAUUUUGGAUAGUGAUAGACGUCUGGCGGAUCAUUUUGGUGGAAAGAUGCAUUUGGGUUAUCUCCAACUACGACAAACAAUUGAAGAAUGGCGUAGUAGACCACAUGGUCUUCCUGGUCCUUCUGCAAAUCACAACCAGAAUCCUGGU
Molecule: messenger RNA, 778 nt
Organism: Melampsora larici-populina 98AG31
Lineage: Eukaryota; Fungi; Basidiomycota; Pucciniomycetes; Pucciniales; Melampsoraceae
Exons: 9
Biological process (GO): mRNA splice site recognition
Cellular component (GO): U1 snRNP; U2-type prespliceosome
Molecular function (GO): mRNA binding
Source: RefSeq, a predicted model, not a curated record